Rangifer tarandus platyrhynchus (Svalbard reindeer) is the source of this 651-nucleotide messenger RNA. The record is from the annotation of a GenBank genome assembly. Lineage: Eukaryota; Metazoa; Chordata; Mammalia; Artiodactyla; Cervidae.
AUGUUGACCAAACUGGAUACAGAAUUUAUUCAGGGUCAGAAUUCAGAGAAAGCCGGAGUGGGAAGCAACGGCGAGCAGGUGCAGCCUCUGACGCCCUUCCCUCCGCGGGAGUCUGCCUCUCAGCUUCCAGGGAGAGAUGAGAACGACAGGGACCCGGAGAGAGAAAGAGACCGAGAGAGAGAGAGAGACCGAGAGAGAGAGAGAGACCGAGACCGAGAUGGUGAUCGAGAGGACCGCUUCAGACGGCCAAGGGAUGAAAGUGGCUGGAGAAGAGGACCAGCUGAGGAGUCUUCAAGCUGGAGAGAUGCAGGUCGUCGUGACGAUAGGGACCGCGAUGACCGGCGUCGUGAGAGAGAUGAUCGUCGUGAUCUAAGGGACAGACGAGACGACAGGGACCGAAGAGGACCGCCUCUCAGAUCAGAGCGCGAGGAAGUAAGUUCUUGGAGACGUGCUGAUGACAGGAAAGAUGACCGGGCAAAAGAGAGGGAUACCCCUCGUCGUGUUCCUCCUGCAGCUCUUUCGAGAGAUCGAGACCGAGAUAGGGAAGGUGAGAAAGAGAAGACCUCCUGGAGAGCUGAGAAAGAUAGGGAAUCUCUUCGUCGUACUAAAAAUGAGACUGAUGAAGAUGGAUGGACCACAGUACGACGCUAA